Raphanus sativus (radish) is the source of this 1773-nucleotide messenger RNA. RefSeq lists its product as uncharacterized. Bases 1 to 1773 code for a protein of 590 amino acids. The record is from RefSeq and is a predicted model, not a curated record. The transcript is spliced from 4 exons. NCBI's taxonomy places the organism in Eukaryota, Viridiplantae, Streptophyta, Magnoliopsida, Brassicales, Brassicaceae.
AUGUCUUCCUUUUCGUUCCCAAGUCCGACGAUCACGCAAGAGCAUAUUGAAAAGUUAUACUCCUCGCUUGGAGUAGAUCGCGCCGUGGUCUGUGAACUUGCUUCCGAUCAUGAGACUCCGAAGACCGCCAGAAACGGGUAUGGCGGAGCAUAUCUCAGCUUCUUCGAGACUUGCGGGCUUUCUUUCCCGAUUCCGAGACAGCUGCUAGAGAUUCUCGCCGGUCUUGGGAUUUCUCUUACGCAGCUAUGCCCGAACCUUCUUCGACAUCUCCUAGCGAUCCUCGUGAGGGCCAGAGAGGAGAAGCUUUUGUUUGAGUUGGAAGAGUUACACAGCCUAUAUCUCAUAAAGCGCAACCAGAAGAAUCCUGGGACGUUCUUGGCAUCUCCCCGUCCUGGCCUCCAUGUGAUUGGUGGGACACCCUAUCGGGAUGAUCAGUGGCGAGAUCAAUUCUCUGUUUUCAAGGUCGACUCGUCCACAGUGGGAGAUUUUGAUUUUUCCCUGCUCCCUCGACGCUGGGCCGAAACUAUCGCUCAUCCGAGGGUUUCUCCGGUGUCCGAUCAACUUCGAGGAACGGUGGCUGUCUUGAAGCGCGGGGACACCGAUUGGUCAUUGUUUACCAGGGAACAAAUUCGUACUUUGAACUCGUUUCCCGUCGGUCUAGGUAUAGCUCCCGCGAUCUCGGGGCCGGUCGGGUUGCUCGAGGAGGCCGAGCGUUCUGAUCAUAAGGAGCCUACCUCUCCGGAAGAAAUUAUUGCUCGUCCUAACACGAGUCAUUCUGAGAGAUGCUCGUUUUGGAGAUCACUCAGAACAAGGGCGUCUGUUUCAAGGAAAGCGCCAGUGGAUCCUACCCCGAUAUGUUUGGGCUCCGAUUCGGAGGAGGAUAUGCCAGCUCGCGAGCACGGAUCUGCCAGGACUUCGCGAAGUGCUUCGCCGAGACCGUCGCAACCUGCUUCGCAGAGACCGUCGCAACCUGCUCCCAAGAGGUCGAAAAGACGGAGAGUAGGGAGGAGCGAUCGUUCCCCUUUAUAUGAGACUAGUUCUGGUCCUAAACAUGAUGGGACUAGCUCUCAAGGUUUUGGGACACCGCUUUUCUCUUCCUUGGAAGAGGAAGAUGCUUAUACCAAGGUCGCCGAAGCAAAUGCCAAGGUCAUGGAGGCUUGUAACGACCUGGUUCUGAAGAUGGCGGAGCGCACAGAGACCUCUCAGAGAGAUGCUGUUGGGGUCAAAAACGAUGCGGAGAUUGAUCGGAUCUCCCUUGACUUCAAGAGGAUCUCCGCUGAACUUGAGAUCGCCAAGAGGGAGAACAAGGAGGAGGUCGAGAAGAUCAAUUCCAUGAUGGCAGAGUGGGUGAAAGUUUGUGAUGAGAAGUCGGCUUUAGAAGUCGAGGUCGCUGCUCAACGGACCAAAAUUGCGAGGCUUGAAGCCGAGAGGGACCGAGACAUUCGCUCCGCUCGUCGUGAGAUGUCGCGUCAGUAUGCGAAGAUGCUGAAAUCUCUGGGAGAGAAGUGGUCCAACAAAGAGAGGGAGACGGCGGCUAGAAUUCAGCUUCAAGAGGUGAUUGCCAACAUUGAUCUUCUGAACAAGAUCAAAGAGGGCAGCUGCGACGUUGAUGGGGAGUUGGCUCGCUUGCAAGAUUUGGAGAGAGGCUGUGAAGCAGCCGUUGAGUCCUGUCCCUCCUCGAGUUGGACUAUCUCCGAGCUUGAUCUUCCGCAAGUACCGGAGGAGUUAGACCUUGGGGGGCCGUCAAACGCGGGAGGCGAUGUUGGCCCUUAA